Molecule: messenger RNA, 671 nt
Organism: Schizosaccharomyces cryophilus OY26
Lineage: Eukaryota; Fungi; Ascomycota; Schizosaccharomycetes; Schizosaccharomycetales; Schizosaccharomycetaceae
Product: Sm snRNP core protein Smg1
Exons: 4
Coding region: 37-270 (77 amino acids)
Biological process (GO): mRNA splicing, via spliceosome; spliceosomal snRNP assembly
Cellular component (GO): spliceosomal tri-snRNP complex; P granule; U1 snRNP
Molecular function (GO): RNA binding
Source: RefSeq, a predicted model, not a curated record
ACAAAAUCGAAAAGAUUCACCUAGAUUAGACAGAAAAUGUCAAGAGCAAGUGUUCCCGAUUUGAAAAAGUAUCUGGACAAACAGGUUUUUGUUCAAUUGAACGGUUCGCGCAAAGUAUAUGGUGUUUUACGUGGUUACGAUAUCUUUCUGAACAUUGUGCUUGAAGACACGACCGAGGAAAAAGCAGAUGGUGAAAAAGUCAAAAUUGGGUCUGUUACGAUUCGCGGAAAUUCUGUUAUUAUGAUAGAGGCACUCGAAAAGAUAUCCUAAAAAAUAGAGAUAGAAUGCCAUCGUUCGUAUUGAAUGGUUUUCUGCAUGAUGCAUAGAAGUCUUCCCUGCUAGAAUUUAAGAAACGAAAAAUUUAUCAGGUUUCAUUUAAAAUACUCAACUCGUCAUUCAUAUAUAGGACAGCUGAGAUUCGACCAAGUCAAGCGCAAGAAGGGCAAGUACUUUAGUUCAAUCUUUUAGUCUCAGUGAUAUUGUAUAUUUUUUUGAGAAUGGAUAUGUUUGCCAUCCGUACAUGUUGCAGUUUCUUAGAUCCAGGACAGGAUGAAUGAAAAUAUGGUUCAGCAUAAAGUUUCAAUGAAAUGUCAUUGAAAGGAAUACAAAUGCAAAAAAAAAAUCCUUUAUAUCAUUGAUGGAAACCAUUGAACACAGACUCAAACAUAAAC